UCUGCACGUGUGGCCGCCGGCGGUUUUCAAGGAAAGCUGAAUUUGUGUGUUGUCAUUGCUUAAAAGUUUCGUCCCUGUCGGUCAGCAUGUUUGUGCCUUUGCAACCAUUCAAGGGUCACCAGUGGCACGAGUAUUCGCUUGUGCUGCCAGUUGUGUCAGUCGGCAACGCUGCCCAGCUGGCAGUGGACCUGCUGCUGUCGACGCUCGAGACUGAGCUGGUCGGCUACAUCCACUCGACAGCUCUUGUGCCACUUGUCGGUGGAAAUCCGUACCGCGUGGGCGACCAGAGGCUUGCCACAGCGUGCCAAGUCUACGUGUGCCAUCGGAGCAAGCUUCUAGUGGUGCAACAGAGGACACCAGUUUCAGCGAACUGUCGCACCGAGUACCGCCAAUUCCUGACGGAAUGGAUCAAGCAGGAGAGGUUCCGUCUGGUCAUCAUGCUUUCCAGCUGCCUUUCACAGUUCACCAACCCCUCCGACCUCCCUAGGUACUCGGUGCACUACUACUGCACUCCAGCAGUUGGCGAGCCUGUGGAGGCUCAGCUGCGGGCACUGAAUUGGACGCGACUGGAGAAGCAGGACCCCGUUACGCGGGAACGCAACCCUGACGGUGUACUGCUCAUGCCCGGAUCGGGCAUCACUCGAUCCCUACUCGACAAAUGUGUCUCCGACGAGAUUCCCGUCGUCCUUCUGCUUGUGUACUGCUCCGAGGGAGACAACACGCCGGAUGCCAUCUUGUUGGCGGAUCGAUUGGAUGAGUGGCUGCACCUUUGCCAGCCACCAACCGAUGGGGCGGAACAGAGUGGACGGCGAGGGCCAUGGCAGACGCCGAUCUCGUGGAGCUUGCUCUUCGGCAGCGCUCCACCGGCUAGCAUCUAUUAGUCUGCAUGUCGUUUCAAGCCCUUGCAGUGUGGUGACGCGACGUGUCAGGGAAGAGUUCAUGCGUAUGUCAGCGCGUUGGUUGUCGUAGCAGCAGCGUGCAAAAAGACGCAAACACAGAUGGGAAACAUGUGGCACGAACACUCUCUUUCAGCUGAAAUGUUAAUAGACGCAGAACACGAUAUAAAUAGUAUAUAGCAUAAAAGAAAUAACGACCAAAGACCACUAUGACACUUCAGUAAUUGAUUUGACAAGGGAAUAGUACUGUACAUUCUCUUUAAAUGGAACCCAAAGGUACCAGGAGUACUCGGACAUGAACAGAGGUUCACAAUUCAAGUGCAAGACCAGUCAUAUCAGAGGCUGUUGUUCUAUUUAAGCAGCAAUUCUCUUUGAGAGAUGUCCAUUUACUGAGAGUCUACUGGAGUCACAAUAUCCAUUCUUGACACUUCCUAACUUAUAUCUGUAAUCACUCUAUCUGAUGCAUACAAAAGUGUCGUUGUGCUUUUUGGUUGCUUUGUUGUUGAUCGUUAUUUCUAUUGCAUCAUCAGUUUUGAUCGCACUUAGCUUCCACUAAAAUUUCGGCAAAAAGAAAGUGCUCAUGUCACACGUUUCUUCUCUGUGUUCUCUCUACUUGCUGUCUGUCGGUUCCAAUUCACCGAUUUUUCCAUUUUUGUUCAUUUCGAGAAUCAUCUGUCACGCAUCACUACCUGCGUUCACUUUUCAAGUGAAUGCUCGUAGACUUCACAGAAUGAUGCUGCAUAGGUAAUGCUUCAAUAUCAAACAGACAGUGAAAAAGAAAAGCUGUGUUUAACACUAGUAAUAUCUUUACUAGUAUUCACUUGUCCUGGAGUUGUAGAUCUGAUAUCUCAGUUGGAGAAAUGAUCAUCACAAUUGUUUAAAACUUUAACCCUGUAAUAACACAAACAUCCAUCGAUGUUUGUGUUUUUGAACAAGGGUUCCACAUCAGACCAACAUGAUCACUUAUUUUUGGCCAUGGAGAGCAAAUUUAUAUUAUAAAAAAUUAAAUUUUAUAUGAGCCAUAAUAUGAAUAAUGCAUAUCCGUCAUAUAUCUUGCUCUGUCGCAUAUCUGAAGGGCAGGGGGAGAAGUUUGAUAGUGUAGGUAUUGCCUAGAUUUGGCAACAGCCUUACUUUUUUUUUUCGUCACAUCUUUUGCACGCAUUAGUUAGUGAAAAAGUCCGUCAAGAAUCUGGACUUUGCCAAAAAAUAUAAGGUCUCAGUUGAUUGUAAAUGUCAAAUUCUUGGACUACCACCGGGAAUUAGCUGCUGCAGAAGCAGCCAAAGCAUUGAAAUUGCCGACUGAAAUCGUUGAUCAAGAGUGAUCCAACUAAGUAGAUGCGGUGGUGAAAAAAAAGUUAAGUUUACCCAUUCACACUGUUCCUUUUCACAACAGUUGUAACUGUGCUUCGAUUUAGAAAUAUAUGUUGAAGCUCCACGGACAUUGUGACAUUUGUAAGAUAUGGACUUGUAUAGCUUCUGUGAGGUACUGACACUUGUCUGCGCUUUAUUUAUGAGUGCUGCUCCUUGCUUAUAGUGAGAUGCAUACUGAGUUCAUUCAAGUCACGCAGCAUUAUCGUACGUAAUACUCAUACGGGUAAGCCUGUUGUCUCUUGUAGUGGUGUCAUCUUAUAGAGUAGUGAUGUCGUUAAUAUAGAGCUCAGGUUUGUUAUAUGUUGCCUUUCAUUUGCAAGAAUUGAAAAGUCAAGUUGCCGGGGCUAUUUCGUGCUCCAAAUUGGGCGUGCCGGCUCAAGCUUCUUAAAGAACUGGCGAGCAACAAUGAUGCGAGCACGUGGAAAGCAGGGACAACAAAAUGUAUAGGUGCCAGCAUGAUUGCUUUGAAGCUCUUCAUGAACAGCUCUGGAUGGUCGUACAGAAUGGUGUUCCACGCCUUAUUGUAUGCAUAAAGUUAAUGCGCUUGCAUUGACUGAGUAACAUUUGGAGAAGCAGCUUCCGAAUGUAUCCAAUGACGCUGUGAAUUUCAGAAGCAAGAAAUGACUGUUGUGUAUUCAAACGACCAGGUACCUGUUCGAAUGUGUGCUACAAGGUUCCGGUGCUAGAUUGUGAUUCAGGCACGUUUGCCUUGUAACCAACUCGGCAUGAAAGUUCUGUCUCGAGAAACAGGCUUCCUUUAGUGACUGAUUUUUAGAAUGGAAUGACCGGGAAAAACUUGGCACGAGCUUAACUUGGUAGUCUGUACGUGUUGAAUGUGGCUACAUUCUUGAUAUGCUAACUGUAGUUUUUCCCGUGCUAGCAUCAUUUAUUGUGAGCAACUACCUACCUUCAACCAUUGUUGUGUACAAACCUGUUUGACUACUGUUCAGUAAAAUGUAUGUUACAAAAGGCUCGCUGUGGUUUGUUCUCUUUUUAGAUCACAUUAACAUAUUUCCAUCGCUAUAAUGUGAACGGCUAGUGACUUGUAAAUUAAAGGAUAUUUACCAAAGGCA
Molecule: messenger RNA, 3340 nt
Organism: Rhipicephalus sanguineus (brown dog tick)
Lineage: Eukaryota; Metazoa; Arthropoda; Arachnida; Ixodida; Ixodidae
Product: proteasome assembly chaperone 2
Exons: 7
Coding region: 87-881 (264 amino acids)
Biological process (GO): proteasome assembly
Cellular component (GO): nucleus; cytosol
Source: RefSeq, a predicted model, not a curated record